Molecule: messenger RNA, 933 nt
Organism: Thelazia callipaeda (thelaziosis nematode)
Lineage: Eukaryota; Metazoa; Nematoda; Chromadorea; Rhabditida; Thelaziidae
Source: the annotation of a GenBank genome assembly
AUGUUGAUGUCGAUUGCAGGGUAUUUUGCUAUGAUCAAAUGUUCCCUAUUAAUUGCUUUAAUAGCUUUAAUGUCUCGAAAACAAUUGACAUGUUGCAUGUCAUCUACUCAAAAAAGUUUCGUCCAACCAAAAGUCACUUCAUUUUGGAUAACUGUUGAGCCAAUUUCGGUAGAAUUGACUGAAGGAUGUUUGGCAGCCGCAGGAUGUGCUGAUUCUCGGCUAACUUUAUUUCAGUGGAAUCUAAUCAGUGAUGAAAGAAUCGCAUCCAGCUGGUCUAUCCAUGAAUACUUUGUUUUGAUACUUUUUAUUUUUUGGGAUUCUUCACACUCGUUUGUCAGUUAUUGGAAUAAAGGAAGGCCUGCAGAUGUUACGUUUAAUUAUGAAAUAGUUGGCACAGAUCCGAUCUAUGGAUUUGCUCGAACCUGUGAUUCAACUCAAGCAAUUCGUAUUUUCGAUGUUAAGCAAAACUUUUCCACUCAUUUAAUAAAAAAUGAAAUUAUUACUUCGAUGAUGCAUUCAGUACCACAGCCUGAAAAAGUUACUUUGAAUCUGACGGGUAGAUGCUUUACCGCAAUGAUAAGUGUGCAAAAAUAUGAGUCAACUUGCCCGUGGUGCUCCUGUAAUGAGCAGUAUGCCAUUAUUGGACAAUUGUCAGAAUCUGAUACACGUGAAUUCCCGUAUCUUUUGAAUAGUACAUCUGACGCUUUGGUUGAUGUUGGCCUGAUAGUACUAUCAGCAAUUGCCUUUGCUACAUCAGCUGCAUUUUCAUGCCUUCUAAUUGCAUAUUUACGUGAACGACGUGGAAACUUCAGCAAAAAUAUAACAAAGCGUAACACGAGAUGUUGCUCUAAAUGUAAUUCAAAAGACUUUCGAGGACACCAACAUCUAAGUAUGCAGAAAACGCGAUUAAUGAAUAAUGAAAUAGUGAGGUAA